CUUCUUCUCCCCUGCACCCGACAAGCCCCCCCAAGCCACCGACUUUCUUCCCCCUUGAGAAACCCGGUGGGAUCUUGAUGAAUUCUCUUCCUUUCUUGUUAAAUCAAAAGAUUUGAGGCUUAGAAUCUUCCCUCUCAACCCAGAAAAUCCCGGAUCUGCUCUGCUCUUCUCCCCUGUCCGCCGGCUGCUAUGUGGGUUUGAAUUUCUGGGCAUUUUUUGGUCCGUGAGUUUCCCCUGCAGAUGCCACCGGCUUCUUCUCCCUGCUAGGUUUGGUUCUUGCUGGAAAUUUUUGGUAUGAUGGCCUCUUCUUUAAGCCCUAAAUUAGCCAUUUAAUUGCUGCCUUGUGUGUGUCCGAAUUGUGCCAGAAAUGGGGAGGAAUUCCGGUAGCAUUUAGUAGCAUUUUAAAUGUGUUUUAAGCUUGAUUAAGUAGAAUUGAGCUUGAAUUAGCUGCUGUGAUGUUUUGUGUGAAAAUUCCGUGUGUGUGAAUUGUGAUUUGCCAAAGUUAUGCUCUCCCUGUGCUGCCGUGAGCAAUGGGAAAAUUUUGUGAAAUCUCGUGAAUUAGCUAGUGUUUUGGCCAAAUUGUGGAAGUCGGAGUACUGUUCACGUCGUGAUCACUGUUCAUGGGUACUGUUCAUAGGCACUGUUCACACACCGAGAGUCGACAAUUAAUGGGGAUUUAAAUGAUUAGUUUGUGAUAUAAGAACGAAUUUGGAGAUAUUUGAUCAUGUGGAGAUUUAUGGAAAUAGCCUUGUGAUUAGGAAUGAUCCUAAUGAUGAUUUCAGUGUGAAUUUGUGAUAGUGGUAUUAAUUCUUGGAAUAUUUUGAUUAGGUUCUUAAUCGUUUUGUCAGUUUAGUACGUGAAUUGAGUGCUCGGUUUUGCGGAGUGAGGUAAGUAAAAUUAUGGUAACGCCCUUCGACUUUUCAAGCAUGUUUUGAUUUGUUUUUGAAAUGGUGGCGGGACUAAACCUGUUUUACACAAGUAUGACUGAUUUGAAGUGAAAGGUUUUAUGCUUUUCAUUAAAUUGAGCAUGCCUACUUGAAAUUUAAGUGAUUGUCCUGAUGAUCUGAAAGUGAUUGUGAAUUGUGAUUUUCCUGCUAACUUCUGCCUGUUUUGUCUCUGAUAUGGUCAUGUUACUCGUGUGCCCGCCAGUGGGAGGUUUAUAAACGCUGGCCAUGACCUAUAGAGGAGACGUCUAUUUCGUGCCCGUACUGUAUCCGUUUUUCAUGAUUGCACAUGUUGGCAUGCUAUAAGUUUAAUUAAGGGCAAUCCAUAUUUUACUUACUGAGUUAUCUCACCUCAUUUUUCUCAUCCACCAUUUCAGGUAGUGUGCCCUGAGACUCGGAAAUCAAGGGGAGUGACGUGAUAAAAGGCUAGCCACUUGAGAUUUGACAUAGAUUUUAGAUACAUGUACACCACGCUCUUGUAAGUUAGAUUUUAAUUGGA
This is a messenger RNA of Rubroshorea leprosula, 1443 nucleotides long. Lineage: Eukaryota; Viridiplantae; Streptophyta; Magnoliopsida; Malvales; Dipterocarpaceae. The record is from the annotation of a GenBank genome assembly.